Molecule: messenger RNA, 2364 nt
Organism: Poeciliopsis prolifica (blackstripe livebearer)
Lineage: Eukaryota; Metazoa; Chordata; Actinopteri; Cyprinodontiformes; Poeciliidae
Product: regulator of G-protein signaling 8-like
Source: RefSeq, a predicted model, not a curated record
AUGGAGACGCCGCUGUUUCUAUUUCCUCAAUUUAACUACAUGGCCCCAAAGGAGGAAGCAUACUGCAGCAUGUUUGCUGUGGAGGACUCGCAGUCACGAGCGAUGAAGGACGACAGCAGCAGACAGAGAGACAAAGAGAGGAAGAGCCGACUAAGCCUUUUUCUCACCAAGUCGGGCUCCCAUGAAAACGUCAGUCCCCAUAAAAAGACAGACACGACGACGAGCAACAUCUCUCCAGAGGCAGCCCUGCAGUGGAGCGACUCGUUUGAAGAGCUGCUGAAACACGCGGAUGGGGUGGAAACCUUCUCUCAGUUCCUCAGGACGGAAUUCAGCGAGGAAAACAUCGAGUUCUGGUUGGCCUGCGAAGAAUACAGGACCAUCGAUUCAGAAGCCAAGCUGCUGUCCAAAGCCAAAUAUAUUUAUACUAUUUUUAUUGAAUCGGAGGCUCCUAAAGAGGUCAACAUCGACUACAACACAAAGAUGGCCAUCAAGAAAAACAUGGAGCACCCAACGCGGGGCUGCUUUGACGCAGCCCAGACGAAAGUCUUCAGCCUGAUGAAAAAGGACUCCUACCCGAGGUUCCUGCACUCUGACAUUUACAUGCGCAUCACUCGGAGGAAGGGCCCCGGAUCCACCAUGUUCCGCAGAAGGUCGCGCUCCUGCGUGUUUAACGAGCGCGGGGAAGCCAAAACCGAGCCCUCGGCUUGGUAAUAGCAAACGUUGCACAGCUGUCUGGAAUGGAUUCGCCAUCAUCCCGGCGGACCGACACUGAUUUGCAACACGACUGUUGAGACACGACGUGGUGUCUUAAUUUAGGCCCCACAGGUUCUGAUAUGUAGAGUGCAAUAUUUUUGUGUAACCACAGAUUUCACAAUGGAUAGCUUCUCAGACAGCACCACAGUGAAUUGACAUUAAUAGUCAUUCAAAUGUACAAUUUGGGAAAUAUUUUCUUCCAUUAGUUUCUAUCCUCGCUUCAGCUUGAUAAAUUUUAUCCUGUGGUUUUACCUUAGAAACUGCUAACAGAGAAGGACAGAAACUAUUACUAUUUUAAUUUACUUAUCUUUAUUUUCAUGACGGUUUUUGUUUCAUUUUUAAUAUCUGUCUCGGAAGUUGGAGCCUGGAUCUAUAUUAGUAAUCAUUUCUGAACCUUCCUGGGUUCCAGGUACGAUUUAUAAAAACCACUAUGGUUUGUUUCUUCAUGACCAUGCUAAUAGCAAUUAGCCUCCCAAGCUAAUGAUGACGGUAUUCCUCAGAGGUUUAUCCAUCCAAACACUGUAGCACCAUUUUUAACCAACCAGAGUAUGGACAAUGUUAUCAUUAGAAUUAAUUUAUUAACUUUAUGAAACAAGCGUGAGCAUAGCAUGGCUGCCAUAUUGGAUUUUCAGGCCAGAUUGUGUGAGAAAUGUCUGACCUUUCAAGAUGAAAUUCCAACUCUGCGAAGGAAGUCAUUUUUUUCUAAUAUUAAAGUUGGAAAUUAUAACUUAUACAAUUUCUGUCAAAUGAUUCAUCGCAGUAAUGAACUUUUUUGAAACCUGCCAUGCUUUUGGACGCUUGCUACCCAUUUGUUUCCUAGCAACUGUAUUUUCGUUAUUUUGUUUUGUUUCCCCACUGUGUUUUUCGCUAAGCUAGGGCUAACGUCACGCAGACGCGAGCAUGUUGACAAUGCUGUCGUUUUCACGCUCGCCUUGAAAACGAAAGGGCAUCAUUACCAGAAAUGGGGAUGUAUGCAUUCCGAUUAUUCACUUAGCACCCACAGCCCAAAUCCAUCCUGGGAGGUUAUUUAGCAGCAGUAACAUUUUCUGCUCCAUCGGCUAAAAUAUGCCGAGCCCAGAAAGGGGACUGCUCCGCUGGGCGCUUUGUGGAUGCGGCUGCCAUUGUGGUGCACUGAAUCACAGCAGCCUUCAGUGAGGAUUUUCUCUUAAGACUUUCUUAAACCUUCCCAAAGUUGAAGGAGAGUGGAAACGUUCGAGGAAGGGAUGCGGUUAAAGUGCUUGUUGAGGCACAUUCAACGCUUUGUCCCCCCUCUGCGCGGCCGCCGCUUCAGAUUCAAGCUGUUGCGCUUCAGUUUUCAUCAAAACUGAUGACUUGCGUCUCUUGCACUGUCGACACUCCCAUGUGAAAGACAAGCAGGUCAUAUUGACUGCAAAGCACCUCGCUGUCUUCUGAACAUCGGAUUAGAUCAUACAUGUCUGCUUGUCGUGAUCAGAUUCCCUUCUUCUCUGAAUACUAAUAUUAUGUCACAUUACGAUUGCUGUUUUUCAGUUGCCAUCUAAUAUAAUUUAUGUAUUACUUGAUCUCCUUUGGUAUUCAACUGCUGCAAAAUGUACAUACUGUAUGUGGAGAACAUCAAAUAAAAAUAAUGGA